Brassica oleracea var. oleracea is the source of this 834-nucleotide messenger RNA. RefSeq lists its product as uncharacterized. The transcript has 2 exons. NCBI's taxonomy places the organism in Eukaryota, Viridiplantae, Streptophyta, Magnoliopsida, Brassicales, Brassicaceae. The coding region runs from base 1 to 834 and encodes 277 amino acids. The record is from RefSeq and is a predicted model, not a curated record.
AUGCUCAUCACUGGAAACAACAACACUCUUCUCCGACGUUUUCUCACCGCCAUUGCUUCACGAUUCUCGUUGAAAGACUUGAGGGAUAUGAGUUUUUUUCUCGGUGUCGAGGCAACAAGGAACUCCCGUGGGUUUCAUCUGAUGCAGAAGAAGUAUGUGAUUGAUCUUCUCAAGCGCACAAACAUGCUUGAUGCUCAUCCUGUCUCGUCUCCAAUGACUCCUACACCGAAGCUGUCUCUUAAGUCAGGCACUCCUCUGAUCAAUCCAAGUGAGUAUAGAAUGGUUCUUUGCAGUCUCCAAUACCUUGCCUUCACGCGACCAGACAUUGCGUAUGUUGUUAACCGAUUGUCCCAGUUCAUGCAUAAGCCGACAGACAUUCCCUGGCAGGCUGUCAAACGAAUCUUGCGUUAUCUUGCAGGCACCCCUGCUCAUGGUAUUCUCAUCCGCGCCAACUCUCCGACCACUCUACAUGCUUACUCAGAUGCAUAUUGGGCUGGUGAUAUUGAUGAUUAUCUCUCUACCACUGCUUAUGUUGUUUACUUUGGGGGCAAUCCGAUAUCUUGGUCUUCAAAGAAACAAAAAGAUAUACCUGUCAUCUACUGUGACAAUAUCGGUGCUACACACUUGGCUGCAAACCCGGUUUUCCACUCCAGAAUGAAACAUAUUGCGUUGGACUUUCACUUCAUUCGUGACAAUGUACAAUCUGGAGCUUUGCGUGUUACACACUUGUCUACCAGAGACCAGCUAGCCGAUGCCUUAACGAAGCCACUUACGAGCAUUCAAUUUACAGAGAUCAUGCACAAGAUUGGUGUUACUCAAGUACCUCCAUCUUGA